UUCCUCCGCGCAAGUCGGGGCAGCCGCGGGGUCCCGCAGCCCCUGUGACACACAGAAAUAGCUGCCGCCUCACCCCGGCGUCACUGUUGUUUUCCCCUCCCCGCCCUAGGAGAGGCAGCGAUGUCUGUUCCGCGCCCAAGCUGCCUCCUGGUGCCUGCGUGGGGACGGCGCUGCGCGGGGCCCGAGCGCUCCUGACAUCCCCACUCUGCUUGGUGCAGACCCUCGUCCCAGCUCCAGCCUGUGUCGCUACCCAAAGCCUAAGCCCUUUUCCCCGUGACAAGAGUCCUUUGUCCUGCAGCCUUUGGGAGCCUUCUUCUGGGCUCUGAGGCCAAAAGCUGCCCCCUCUGAAAAUGCUGCGUUAUUGGGGUGAGAUUCCAGUCUCCUCCAGCCAGGCCAACCGCAGCUCCUUCGACCUGCUGCAGCGUGAGUUUCGCACCGUGGAAGUCCAAGAUCCUCCCUUGCACCAGCCGUCCGCCAACAAGCCCCGGCCCACCACCAUGCUGGACAUCCCCUCGGAGCCCUGCAGCCUCACCAUCCACACCAUCCAGCUCAUCCAGCACAACCGGCGGCUGCGCAGCCUGAUCGCCGCGGCCCAGGCUCAGAACCAGCAGCAAGCAGAGGGCAUUAAAACUGAAGACAACGAACCUCUGCCAGCUUGUCCGGCCUCUCCGCCUCUCCCUGAUGACCUGCUUCCUCUGGAUAGCAAAACCCCCAAAAUGCCAUUUCAGCUGAGGCACAGUGACCCAGAGAGUGAUUUCUACAGAGGAAAAGGGGAGCCAGUGACUGAACUGAGUUGGUCCUCCUGCCGGCAGCUUCUCUACCAGUCAAUGGCCACCAUCCUGGCACACACAGGCUUCGAGUGUGCCAAUGAAAGUGUCCUGGAGACCCUGACAGACAUUGCCCACGAGUACUGCUUGAAGUUCACCAAACUGCUGCGCUUUGCUGUGGAUCGAGAAGCUCGACUUGGGCACACCCCUUUCCCUGAUGUCAUGGAGCAGGUCUUCCAUGAAGUGGGCAUUGGCAGCGUGCUCUCGCUGCAGAAGUUCUGGCAACACCGCAUUAAGGAUUAUCACAGCUACAUGCUUCAGGUUAGCAAGCAGCUUUCUGAAGAGUAUGAGAAGAUUGUCAACCCUGAAAAGGCAGCAGAGGACACAAAGCCUGUGAAGAUUAAGGAGGAACCUGUUAGUGAUAUUACUUUCCCAAUCAGUGAGGAACUGGAAGGAGAUCUGGCUUCUGGUGACCAGUCUUUGCCUGUUGGAGUCCUUGGAGCUCAAAGCGAGCGCUUUUCUGCCAACUUGGAAGUAGAAGCUUCCCCACAGACUUCAGGGGCUGAGGUGAAUGCUUCCCCACUCUGGAACUUGGCACAGGUAAAAAUGGAGCCACAGGAAAAUGAGGAGUCCAAUGUACAUGGCCAUGGGGUCUUGGGCAGCGAUGUCUUUGAGGAACCAAUGUCAGGCAUGAGCGAAGCUGGGAUGCCACAGAGCCCCAAUGGCUCGGAGAGCAGCUAUGGUUCUCAUUCUGCUGACAGUCUGAUGGGAUCCUCUCCUGUCUUCAACCAACGUUGCAAGAAAAAGAUGAAGAAGAUGUGAAAAGGGACAGUAUUUUUAUUUAGGCCUGAUGGUAUAUAAUACUCUUGAAACAAACUAAGGGUGCACUGUGAUGGCUAUGAUUCCUAAACAAGGCUGGUUCUGCUGUGUGAGGGACCUUGCAUACAAUUAGUAUGAGACAUUAGAUGUAUACUGCACUUCAGCUCCCCUCUUUGCUGUCUUCUGUACUCCAUGCUGACUCAUGAGAUGGAAGAUCACCCUAUAUGUUUGAUGGCGUCAUGGCUUGCUUGGACAGAUUAAUGAAGAAGUUACCAGUGGAAAGGAGUUGUGGGGUGAUUUGCUAAGUCAUAGAAUCAUUGAGUAAUUUGAGUUGAAGGGAUGUCUUGAGGUUUCUAGUCUCUAGUCCACCAACCUGCUUGAAACGCAGCCAAUUAGACCCAGUUGCUUAAGGCCUUGUCCAGUUGAGUUUUGAAUAUCUCCAAGGAUGGUGAUGCCAGACCUCUUUGGGUAUAUUCUCAUAUUUGACUACCCUCAUAGUAAGAACAAAUAUAUUCUUGCAUCCUGUUGGAAUUUCCCAUGUUCCAACUUGUGUUUAUUGCCUCUGUUCUGUCAUUGUUCAUCUCCAAGAAGAGUCUGACUGUCUUCUCUACUCCUCCCAUGAUGUGGUUUUAUACAAUGAGAUCUCUCUUUAGCUUCUUAAGUCUGAAGAAACCAAGCUCCCUGAGCCUCUCUCCUUGUACGUGCUGUGCUCUGUCCCCCUCAUCAGCUUUGUGGCCUUCCACUGAAAUUGCCGUAGUGCCUUUCUUGUAAGGGGGGGAGCACAAAAGUGGAUGCAAUCCUUGAGGUAUGGUUUUGCAAGCACUGAAUACAGAGAAAUAACAGUUUUCCUCAAGGAACUGACUACAUUUUUGCUAACUGUUGCAGGCAACAAGACAGGUCUUAAGUCAGAUUAUUUCACUAGUCCUGGUUUGGGCGCUCAAACCAGGACAUCAGUGGUUGGUAGUGGUUGCUGCUACUGCAGCUGACCUCCCAAAGAUGCUGUAGAGUGGCCUCACAGUUCCCUCAGCCAGCUCCUUCAGUGCCUUCAGAUGCAUCCUGUCUGGUUCUAUGGUCUUAGAUAUGUGCAGUUGACUUAAGUUCUUGCUAACUCUUCCUCUGCUGUAGAUUCUGUUAGUAGACCCUGGGACAUAGCAGGCCUGAAGGCAGACCUUAUCAGUGAAAAAACACACAAAAAAAGAUAUAUACUACAUCAGCCUCAAAGUACAAAGUGCAUCCUUUGUCACCAGGUUGCCUUCAUUGUUGAACAGUAAACUCAUGUUCUCCUAAUUCUUUUUCUGUCGCUUCUAGUGUGCUUAAAAAAGCCCUUCACAUUUCUUACCAGUUUCAGCUCCAGCUGAGCUUUGUCCUUCCUAACUGUCCCUGCAUGCUUGGGCUGUGUUUCUAGAUCCCUGCUGGCCAGCCCGUCCUCACUUCCACCUCUGUGUACUUUUUACUGUUGUGUUUGAGCUCAGUCAGGAGUUCCGUGGUCAUCUGUGCUGGCCUUCUGUCAUGCUUGCUUUACUUUCUGCUCAUCAGAAAGGACUUUUUCUGCUUUGAGAAAGCUGGCUUUGAAGGUAGGGCAGCAUUCUUGGGCCCCUUUGGGAGAUCCUGCCAAGGCAUUCCUCAAAUAAACAAAAAAUGUUGUUCUUAAGGUCCAGGACUCUGUCUUGUACUUAUUUCUCAGGAUUUUAAAAGCUACAAUUCCAUGUCAGCUGCAGCCAAGGCCUUCACAUUCUCCAACAAUUUUUCCUUUUUAGUAACAAGUUCAGCAGAGCUUCUUCUUUAGUUGAUUUCUUAAUCAUCUGGUCAGGGAAGCUGAUGUCGUUUUCAGGAGAAAAGGAAGCAGCUUCUACUGAUGGUGUGAGCCAGUACUGGCAAUGCAAACUUUUCCUUUGCUCUCAUUGGAUUGAGUGCAGAAACUUCAGGCCAGCAGAGGUUUUAUUCAAAGUUGUUAUCUUGACAACUUAGUCUGAAACAGAAUCUAUUUUGCUGGUUGCUUUUAUGGCUUAACUUGACUGAUGGCCUUUUUUUUUGUUCUGCACAAUCUUCAGUUGAUCAGCUCAGUCUUAAACUUGAUUCAGUGAGUAUCUCUCUCAAAAAAACUAGAAUGAACAUGAAUCAAGAAUGAACAGCCACUUAAACUGGCUUUAUACCUGUAAUCCACUGGGAUGUUUGAGGGAGAUUUACCAAACUUCCCAUUUGUCCUUAAAAUUGCAAGUUUAUCUUUUGAAAGAAUGAGCUCCAGGCAUAGUAUUUUUGUUUCUGUAUAACAUGCCUAGCCUUAAUUCUUUUUUCUUAACUGUAUUUCUUUUCUGCUUUAUAGAGGUGGAAGCCAAACAUAAAAUUCCCCAAUGUCUAAUAAGAAUGUGUGACCACAGGCUUUUAUGGACAUUAGAGUUAAAAUUGUCCACUGCAGUUUUAAAGGUUUAUCCCAGGGGGUAAAUUCUAGCUAUUUGAAGCCUAGUCAGCAGUAGAACAGUGGACCAGUGUAUCUGGAAAUCUUUAUUUUGAUUCCCUCUGAGUCACCAUUAGGCAUGCUGCAAUGUCCCUGUUUUCUCAGCUGUAAAUAACGAAGCAGUACUAUUUGCCUUAGAAAUGUUGUUGAGAUUUAGUUACUAUUCAAAAAAGGCACUGGGAUCCUUCAGAGAGUUUUGUGAGAGUUUUGAUCUCCUCCCUUUGUGUAGGGCUGCUGCUGGCUGGAGAAUACUGAGAUGGUCACUGAAAUGCUACUGACCUAUAUGAUAAACAUUUUGAGCAAAACUGUUUAUCAUGAAGAAAUACAUGAUAGUUGUGCUGUUCAACUGCCCAGGUAUAAGGAAGGCAAUUGGGGUAGUAUCUUCUCACUCAGCCUUAGAUGUCUGCAUCUGAAUUAGUAUAAAGCAGGUUAAAUGAAUGACGUUUUCAGAAAUGUCUAUUUUUUCCUUUGUGUCCCCAUAAAGUGACUUCAACUUGCCUACCUCAGCUGAAGACAUCCACACCAUCAGUGUCUGAGUUAAGAGACCUGAAUUUAGCUCUUCCUCUCUGGGAAUCAGAGGAGACUUACUCCUGCUGGGCUGAUGCUUUUUCUCUUUCACACAUCUUGUAGAGCUGUUGAAAUGGUAGUACAGGGCUAAAAGCAGACUGCCCAUCUUGCCUAUAACAGCAGGUCUGCUGCUCUCCACAGCACAGAAUGUGCUAGGCUGGGGCCUCAAGACUCAGCUUGAUUUGGCCCUUGUGUCUUUAAUACUAUGUGAGAAGACCUGUCAUCAUGCUUUUCUCCAUAGAUGCUUUGCCAGACUGUUGUACCAGAGUAUUCUUGAAGCUGGAGCACCUAAAUAAAUUCCUUUGCACUAUUUUCAGUGGCUGCUGCCAGCGUUGCUUGCUCAUCUGCAAGAUUUCAAGUGAGCUGCCGUUCCCUGGGGCUUUGGUUAAACCUUUUAAGCAUCAAUCUUAAGUGCUUUCUUUAUAUUGCUCGUGUAGAGGUGUCCUGUCUUGCUUUUAACUGUGUUUUUGUAUUUCAUAUCCUUUUCCCAUACCCAUUUCACACCGUAACACACACUUUGCAAGAAGUCGAGCAUGAAUGCUUCAAGUGUAUUUAAAUACAGUAGAAAUUCACCCUCCGUUGACUCAGCUAUAUUGUUGCAGUGUAAGAAAGAGAGGUUACUGACUCUCUUUAGGAUGCACGUUUAUGCAGAAAUGAGAAAUGCAUCAAUAUUACUUGUACAUUUCAAAAUGAUAGUAGAGUAAAAUCUGCACCUCCCAUUCCCCCCAUUAUGCUAAGUGUAGCUUCUUGACGUUUGUGUGCUUGAUGUUGCCUUUUAUGCCUGUGCAAGCUAGACCCUCUGGGUGAGCCCUUCCCCUCUGAAUGUUUGCUGUCCUUGGAUUUACAGUGGUGGUCAUCAUGCAUGAAAUAGUGAAAUUUCAGAUGUAGCUCACAAAGAGAGAUACAGACCUUAUGCCUUUUUGAUGAAUCAUGUAAGAUUUUGCUAGGUGUUAAUGCAUCUGUGAGCAACUAGUGAGGAGUUCAUUGACCAUGUAAUCCCCAAAGCCAUGGGUAGAUGAUGCAGUGGGUUGGAAUGAAGCUCAGCUCUCACAUUUGUCAUUUUUUUGCUGCUGGCUGGUGAAAAGCCCUGCAGACCCACCUGCUUCAGUAAUCUGCAGUUUUGUUGGUUCUUUCUUCUUUCUCCCUUCUCUUUCCAAAGGUGAGUGGGUGGCAAAUUGGAAUGUUGAGUAUUGAGCACAUCCAUAUCCAGUAGCACUCAUGUCUUUAGUGAUUUGUUUUGGUAUGAUUGAAAUUGGUGGGACCUUUGAUAUCAAUUUAGAGAGCAAGAUCUGUGAAUGACUUGGCUUUUGAAGUGUUUUGCAUGGGAAUCAUUACAGGAUUGUAGUUAAGAGAGCACUCAGUAUCAUAUUCCUUUUUCCCUCUAGCAAGAAGUUUUUAUUCCUUUUGAAGAGUUUUGCCUGGCAUCCAACAAAGGUCCCCAUAUAAAUGACAGUGUAACAACUUCAGUGUACAGCUGUGUGUCAGAUGAUUCUGCUACUUAGUGAUUUAAUUCCAAGACCAUCCAUGCUAAUAUGCAUAAUGCUGUGCAGAAAGAGAGAUGUUCCCUGCAUAGAAAUUUACAAUUUAAAAAGAAAACAGGAAAAUAAGAUUAGGUAAGGUAGGUGAGGCCAAUCUGAUUAUGUGCUCAAUUCUGAGACUAAUGCACAUGUUAUUCUGAAGAAUGUUUUACUUAAAAUGUUUUUGUACAUGCAUGUGAGUGGAAAUAUGUAAUUUUGCGUGUGUUUAUAUGGAACAAAAUUGCUUGGAAAUAUUUCAGAAUUGUUGUUUUGUGUUUGGUUCCCCCCAUCCCCCCUUGCUCUCCUGGAGAGAGUUUCUUUGUAAUUUCUAAUACAAUAAUAUGAAAUAAUUAUUCAGAAAUAAAAAUCCUAAAGAUGUUGUGAGGA
Molecule: messenger RNA, 6512 nt
Organism: Apus apus (common swift)
Lineage: Eukaryota; Metazoa; Chordata; Aves; Apodiformes; Apodidae
Gene: SUPT7L
Product: SPT7 like, STAGA complex subunit gamma
Exons: 4
Coding region: 351-1589 (412 amino acids)
Cellular component (GO): SAGA complex
Molecular function (GO): protein heterodimerization activity; transcription coactivator activity
Source: RefSeq, a predicted model, not a curated record